This is a messenger RNA of Poecilia latipinna (sailfin molly), 697 nucleotides long. RefSeq names its product arginyl-tRNA--protein transferase 1-like. The coding region runs from base 86 to 682 and encodes 198 amino acids. Gene Ontology annotation, molecular function: arginyl-tRNA--protein transferase activity. Gene Ontology annotation, cellular component: cytoplasm. The record is from RefSeq and is a predicted model, not a curated record. The transcript is spliced from 5 exons. Lineage: Eukaryota; Metazoa; Chordata; Actinopteri; Cyprinodontiformes; Poeciliidae. Gene Ontology annotation, biological process: protein arginylation.
CUCAGACGCAUAGGCUGUGGGCGGAGUGUCCGUCACCGGUUGACCUACCAAACUCAUCUGUCAGCUGUGUGUCUACAUUGUAAAGAUGGCAGGAAACAACUCUUAUACUAUAGUAGAAUAUUUUGGAGGGGAUGAUGGCUACCGCUGCGGUUACUGCAAAAAUGAUAAGGGAAACUUCUCUCACGGAAUGUGGUCUCAUUCUAUGACCGUACAAGACUACCAAGAUUUAAUUGAUCGGGGAUGGAGAAGAAGUGGGAAAUAUGUUUACAAGCCCAUAAUGAAGAAGACAUGCUGUCCUCAGUAUACCAUCAGGUGUCAUGCACUGAAUUUCCAGCCUUCUAAAUCUCAUAAGAAAAUCCUGAAGAAAAUGAACAAAUAUAUUUCUAAAGGAGACCUGCCUGCAGCUCAGGAGGAUGGGGAGCCAAUGGAUUCUGUCUGUGAAGAUGCUGGUCCACGGGAACCUACUAAAGUCUGUCAGUCAGAUUUAAAAGUUGCUGCUCGCGCAGAUAUUAAAAAUGAAAUACCAAACUGUUCCGCUGCUGAAGAAGUUCAGAAAAACUCGGUGGAUUCUACAGCUGGAAGCUCAGAAAAUUCCCAGAAUGAUUCAGCUUCUGUCUCAGAAGGGGGAACAGAUGCCAAAGCUCCUAACCCAGGUAAGAAAAAGAUGCAUAGCUCUUUUUAAACAAACAUAAUUCCC